AAAUGAAUAAAACUUUUUAAUAAGAUUUUUUAAGAAAUCAAGUAGCAAUAGUAACAGGUGGAGCAACAGGGAUUUGUUAUGGUAUAAGUCUUGCGUAUUUGAAAUAUGGAUGCAAAGUUUUAAUAACAAGUAGAAAAGAGGAAGUGUUAAAAUAAUCAUGUAUAAGAUUAGCAAAAGAAUCAGGAAAUGAAAAUAUUGCUUAUUUUCCUUGUGAUGUUAGAAAAUUUGAAUAAGUGAAAGCAAUGGUUUAAUAUACAUUAGAUAAAUGGGGAAGAAUAGACAUUUUAGUGAAUGGAGCAGCUGGAAAUUUUUUAGUUCCUUUUGAAAUGAUGAGUAUUAAUGCAUUUAGAUCUGUAAUGGAAAUAGAUACAUUUGGAACAUUCCAUGUAUAUUUUGAAUAAUAAAUAGUGUUGUAAAGCAGUAGUAGGUAAAUGGAUGUCUAAAAAUGGAGGUGUUAUAAUAAAUAUUAGUACAACUCUACCACAUUGUGGAGUGGCACUUUAAUCACAUGCAGGAACAGCUAAAGCAGGUAUAGAUGCACUUACAAGACAUCUUGCUGUAGAAUUAGGACCUAAAAAAAUUAGAGUUGUUGGUAUUGCACCUGGAGCUAUUGAAAAAUCUGAAGGUUUUAAGAGAUUAAGAAUGGAUGAUAGUGUAAUUAAUUAAUUUAGAUCAUUUUUAGUCAGGAUUUGGAGAAGAUUUUGAAAAGUUAUUACCAUUAUAAAGAGCAGGAACUAAUGAUGAUAUUGCUCCAUGGGCUUUAUUCUUAGCUUCUGAUUGUGCAAGUUAUAUUACUGGUUAAACUAUCAUUGUUGAUGGAGGAGCAGUCAAUACUUUCCCUAAUUUUACUCUCUUAAGUAAAAAAGCAAGAGAUAUGUUAUAACCAAAAUUAUGA
Paramecium sonneborni is the source of this 895-nucleotide messenger RNA. NCBI's taxonomy places the organism in Eukaryota, Ciliophora, Oligohymenophorea, Peniculida, Parameciidae. The record is from the annotation of a GenBank genome assembly.